AGAGUCUCACUUAUCCAACACUCGCUUAUCCAAUGUUCUGGAUUAUCCAACGCAUUUUUGUAGUCAAUGUUUUCAAUAUAUCGUGAUGUUUUGGUGCUAAAUUCGUAAAUACAGUAGAGUCUCACUUACCAACGUAAACGGGCCGGCAGAAUGUUGGAUAAGCGAAUAUGUUGGAUAAUAAGGAGAGAUUAAGGAAAAGCCUAUUAAACAUCAAAUUAGGUUAUGAUUUUACAAAUUAAGCACCAAAACAUCAUGUUAUACCACAAAUUUGACAGAAAAAGUAGUUCAAUACGCAGUAAUGUUAUGUUGUAAUUACUGUAUUUACGAAUUUAGCACCAAAAUAUCACAAUGUUUUGAAAACAUUGACUACAAAACUGCGUUGGAUAAUCCAUAACGUUGGAUAAGUGAAUGUUGGAUAAGUGAGACUCUACUGUACAUAUCUGUUAGAAUGAUGUCCAGGGUGUGAAUGUUGCAAUUGGCUAGCUUGAUUAGCAGUGGAUAUCCUUGCCGCUUCAAAGCUGGCUGCUUCCUGCCUGGGGAAAUUCUUUGUUGGGAGGUGUUAGCUGGCCCUGAUUGACUGUGUGUUUGGGGAGGGGGGAUUAUACCUGCAAGGCCACUUCCUCAACAGCCACUUCCUCAUCCGCAUUGACUCAGGUUUGCUGGGAAAAGACCCUCAUAGACCUCUUUUCUGUUUCUUGCAAACUGUGGUCCAUGAAUCACUGUUUGGGAACCACUGCUUUACAGUGUGGCCAAAACACCCCAAAGGUACCAUAUUCCCAUUAAUAUAGAUGACCUUAAUAUAGUUUUGGACUCAUGAAAUAUAUGGCUACCCUUGUUUGUCUUGCUUAUAUUCCAUUGAUUUCUAUUUAUUUCCUCUCUGAAUAACAAUAUCGGGAUCCUACCCCAAACACUUCCACCCAGUCCUCUUUCCAGCCUGAGCAACCUGUUUGCACAUGGCUCACCUUCUAAUCAUAGCAAGGAUUGUUUGCAGGUGAGUACAAGCCUUGAAUUGUUACCAAGGCUCAUUUGCAAACAAACAAAGAAGCCGAAACCGGGUUUCCUUUGGCAUUUCUUCAACACAGUUGGAGAAAACAGAUUCAAUUUUUGCAAUGUGUGCCGCAUUGGAAGAAAAGUUUGCAAAGUUUCCUCCAAUAUGAGUUGGUUUGGCUUCUGUUGCUUAUCUAAGAAGAUGUGUGAAUGGUAGGAGGAGGAUAUCAUGCAUUUACAGGUCAGUCUUGGGCAAAAGUCAAGGUGUAUUUGAGAUAUUCUUCUCUACUGAGUUGUGUUUGUCUUUUUGGAAGGCAACUCAUGCUGCAUCCUGUCAUCCUUCAAUGAUGGGAUUAUGAACUCUAGGAACACAGAGCGGUGUUUUUCAAAGCCUACGUCCAACCAAUUGCUAACUACUUGGAGAUAUUACUGCAAUUUGCUAUUUGAUCCUAAAAGCCAUGGCUGGCAAACACCGGGAGCCCCGGCUCCCCAUGACCUUGCAGAAAUCCCGUCUGAAGGCCGAGGAGAAGGUCUUGGACUUUGAUUUUGAGUUGACAAGUGUCCAGUUCAAUAAGGUGGGAAGGUAUGUGCUGAGAUUGACGGUGGAAAAUCCAUUGCUGGAGGGGUCAGGAGCCGGGGUGCAACUCCGAGUGAACGAAGGAGACCCCCUUUAUACCAACACGGCCACCACCGACGUGGUGGAGCAGGCCAACCUGAAUGAAGUCUACACCUUUGAGAAAAGGAGAUUCCUCUUCAUCCUGCCCAAAGGUAAGAAGGACACCAACCGAGCAGAGGUUGGGAAGAGCCCUCCAUGGUUGGGGAAUUCUAGGAGUUGUGAUCCAAAGGAGAGUCACUAGAGAGAAGGUAGGAUCAGGGUAUGGAACAUGAAUGGUGAGAGAAGAUAAGGAGAUGGACUUCAGGGCCAGAUAUUAACCCAAUUUCAGUUUGUUCCUGAACUAUGUUAUAAUGAGAAGGUUUUGAGCACUGUGGAAGGCCAUGGAUGGGAACCCUCAAGAUAAGCUGAACUUCAACUCCCAGCAUUCAUUAUUACUGGUCAUAUUGGCAUGACAGGUGCUGUAGUUAACAACUUUUUGGAUGUUUCAUGACAUUAGGAGAUAAAGAAUGUUGAUGGGAAUGAAUUAUUGGUUUUCAGUCCCAGAAGAUCCGACAUUCAUUAUGUCAUUGUUUUGUCCCUUUUUAUCUGACUUUACAAUAUUUUUUUAUUUUUCAUGGAUGAUGGUGUUUUCUUUCACCUGCUCCCUGUUUUCCUGGCAUUGAGUCAUGGUC
Molecule: messenger RNA, 2274 nt
Organism: Anolis carolinensis (green anole)
Lineage: Eukaryota; Metazoa; Chordata; Lepidosauria; Squamata; Anolidae
Product: coiled-coil domain-containing protein 33-like
Exons: 1
Coding region: 1446-1844 (132 amino acids)
Cellular component (GO): peroxisome
Source: RefSeq, a predicted model, not a curated record